Molecule: messenger RNA, 1733 nt
Organism: Lycium barbarum (goji berry)
Lineage: Eukaryota; Viridiplantae; Streptophyta; Magnoliopsida; Solanales; Solanaceae
Exons: 8
Coding region: 504-1499 (331 amino acids)
Source: RefSeq, a predicted model, not a curated record
AUCCAAGAGGAAAGUACGGUCAUACAACUCCUACCACUUCUCUACAACUUCUCCACUUCCUAAAUGUUUGGGAUAACCUGCACAACUCUUCAAAUUGCUUUUUCUAAUUCCCACAAAAAACAGAACCAUCCGUAAAAAUGCCAAAAAGAACCGUAUUUUGGCGCUUAGUUUCUAGGUUUUUGGUUCCAAAUUAGAUUUUAGAAGAAUAUAUAUAUAUAUAUGGGACAAAUGAAAAGGCUAAUUGCAGAGAAAAGAAGGAUUCCUAAGCUUGAGAAAGAUACUAGGUCACUAGGGAUAAAAGAAAAGUGCUCAUGGCACCAGGAGGACGUGUCUAUAAGCAAAAAACACUUACUGGAGAAACUAUUUCAGUUACUCAAUCUGCCGAUGAGUGAAAUAAGCAUACUCCUGCUACUACUACAGACGAUACAACUAGAAUUAAGAAAGGUCGAGGAAAAACUAGGGGUAAAGGUCUCGAGAAGUUGAAGUCGUCUUUGGAAAAAAAGAUGGUGAUUGAGAUCCCAGUUGGUAAAGGGAGGCCAGUUGAGGCAGUUCAAUCAGCAAAACUCUCAAAUGAGUUAGGCAUCAUUGCACGGAAUUUUCUUACGCUUCCGAACAAGUGGAAGGAACUCACAGUAGAGGAAAAAGAUGUUGCGCUGAUUAGAUGCCACGAGAAGUUUGAAAUUAAUUUGGACGAGCAUUAUGUCAAAGAUAGUUGUGAGGAUAUCCUCAAAAAUAAAAGUCGGCAGUGGCGCUAUAAAUUAAAAAGGAAGUUUGAAAGUGCAAACUCCGUGGAAGAUGCUCGUAAAAUUGAAGUUCCGGAAUUGACCCCAGAAAACUGGAAUACACUUUGUGGCAUGUGGUCAAGUCCAGAGCAUAAGAAACGAUGUCAGGUAAACAAGGUCAAUCGAUCAAAACUUAAAUAUAAUCAUUUCAUGGGGUCAAAAGCAUUUGUAGCUGCUCGUGCUGAAAUUGGUAAAACGAAUGAAGGGGUAGAACCGAACAAAAUUGAGUUCUACAAAGAUACUCAUUACUCAAGUGAAAAAGGCUGGUCAUCUCAAGAAGCUAAAGAUAACUAUAACGACAUGAAUGAUUUGAAAGCUCUAUAUAGCGAGGGAGAUUCUACUAUGACUAUUGAUGAAAUUGUGGAUGUUGUACUUGGUAAAAAGUCGGGAUAUUUAAAAGGUAUCGGUUAUGGUCCGAAACCUAAUACUGCUCGAGCAACGCAAAGGAGAAUGGCAGAGUUAGAAGACUCUCUUAGAAAGGCGAAAGAGGAAGCUGCCGAUGCCCAAGAUGAUUUACAGAAACGAUUAAAUGCAGCUGAAGUUGUGGUAGAAAAUCAGCAAACUCUGAUACAAGACCAGCAGUCGCAGAUACAAUCAUUAAAUUCACAACUGAAUACUCUAUUGGCACGCCAAGAUGAUAUUUCAAAACAACUACAACGUUUUAUGAGCUCAUCUCGAUCAAGGUUGUGGAAGGUGGAAAUCAAGAAAAGUUCCUAGAGAAGUGUUACUACAAUGGUAUUUUGAGAAGCAACCUCCAUUUUUUUCUUUGUUUUGUUGAUGUUUAGUAUGUUUUACAGUUACACUUUCAAGUUGGAUAACAUUACUUAAUAUUAGUUUUUAGGAGUAUUAGUUUUUCUUUUAGGAAUAUGUCAUGAGAUAGCAUCUCAAUGUCAUUUUGGUUGUUCUUAAUUACUAUGUGACAGUGUUUAAUUUUCUUAUUAUUUAUCUUGC